Molecule: messenger RNA, 1422 nt
Organism: Sturnus vulgaris (Common starling)
Lineage: Eukaryota; Metazoa; Chordata; Aves; Passeriformes; Sturnidae
Source: RefSeq, a predicted model, not a curated record
AUGGCGGCGAACGGGCGGCGAGACGACGACGAGCUGCCGGUGUACCUGGCGCGGCCCGGCCCGGCGGCGGUGCCUCGUCAGAAGCGCGGGGGGCUCUUCUGCAGCGUCGAGGGCGCCUUCGAGAGCAAGACCCUCGACUUUGGGGCACUGCGCGUUGGGCAGCGCCGCGCCCCGCCGCCCGCCCGCCCCGGCCCCGACCCCGACCCUCCGCCCGGCGCGGUCCCUGGCCCCGGUCCGACCACCGACGACCUCCGCGCCGCCUCCGGCGAAGAGCGGCUCCAGGACCCAGUCCCUCCGGACGACAGGAGUGAUCGUCUCCUUAUUAAAGGAGGGCGAAUAGUCAAUGAUGACCAGUCAUUCUAUGCUGACAUUUACAUGGAGGACGGCCUCAUAAAGCAGAUCGGAGACAACCUGAUUGUUCCUGGAGGGGUCAAAACCAUAGAAGCCAAUGGGAAGAUGGUGAUCCCUGGAGGAAUUGAUGUCCACACUCGCCUGCAGAUGCCAUACAAAGGAAUGACUGCUGUGGAUGAUUUCUUCCAAGGAACAAAAGCAGCUCUGGCUGGUGGAACCACCAUGAUCAUGGACCAUGUGGUGCCAGAGCCCGAGGGCAGCCUGGCCGAGGCGCUGGAGCGCUGGCGGGAGUGGGCUGAUGGCAAAGCCUGCUGCGACUACGCCCUGCACGUGGACAUCCCGCGCUGGAGCCACCGCGCCAGGCAGGAGCUGCACACCGUGCUCCAGGACAAAGGUGUUAACUCCUUCAUGGUGUACAUGGCCUACAAGGAUUUGUACCAGAUGUCCAACACUGAGCUUUACGAGAUAUUCAGCUGCCUGGCAGAGCUGGGUGCCAUAGCUCAAGUUCAUGCAGAAAAUGGGGAUAUAAUUGCACAGGAACAAGCCAGGAUGUUGGAGAUGGGAAUAACAGGCCCUGAAGGCCACGUGCUGAGCAGACCUGAGGAGGUAAGAUGCAGAGGACAGUCCAGCCUUGCUUCACUGAAGAGUUUUCCCAGGCACAGUAGGGCUCAGUGUAUUUAAUGUGGCCAGGCAAGCACUGAGACAGGAGAGAGUGUUUGUACAUCCAGGAGUAUCCAUUUAUACAGGCAGUGCUGGCUUUUUCAUCAUCAGCCCAGGAAAGAGCAAGGUACAUGUUUGUGACAGACAUUUCUCAAUCUUGCUUGAGUUGCCCAGCAGAGACAGAAGCUCUGAGUUUCACAGAGAGGAAUCAAUCAACCAAAGUGCUCGUAUGGCUGUAGCAGCCUUUGAGGCUGCACUGGGGGCAUUUGUUUUAUAUAGGUAACUCCAUAGGUGUGAGAAGCCUAAGAAGAAUCUAAUAAUGAGUUUUAGUUUCUCUGAGAAUUCACUGUUCCCAUCUAAGUGCUGAUAGAUUCCAGCCUGUUCCUGCUCUGUAUCUGCUUAGUCUUUAAA